UCCGGCCGCCGUGCCGCCGUGUCGGUUCUUUUUCUGCUCCUCCGAAGAGAAGAAAAAGAGGAAACGCUCGCUCUCUCUCGCACAUUUUUAUGGGUGUUUGUGUGCGUAUCAGGCGCGGCAGCGGCGGCUUCAACGCACACCUUGGACCCUCGCAAAGUUUAUUUGCCUUUCCUCCGCAGGCAGCUGCUCUUAUCGCAAACUCACGAUAAAAACGAAGAUAAUUUUUGAAAAAUGGAGGAACCGCCUGGCGUCUUUCGCGUCGGCGACCUCGACAUCCUGCUGCGGCCGCGUUCGUCCACCCCCAGGGCACCCAAGGGCCUUCAGACUGUUCAGAGCCCCCGAGUGCCCGAUUUCCACGUGAUGCCGCCCCACGACUACCUGCCCCCGCUGCCCCCGAGGGAACCGUGCGUGCCCAGUUUGGCCGCCAACGUGCCCUUUUACCACGUGCCGGGUCCUUUGGCCGACAACCGACGCAACCUGCGACACGCGCCGCCCCCAGGGGUGGCAGUGGAGGCGGCGCGACUCAGCAAAAAGUCGACUGGUCUGCUGUGCGGCCCCUCCACGUGGACGCUCAGUCUGCAGCCGACCAGGGCCAAAGGGACCCUCAGGUGGCGAUUCCUCGCCGUCCUCCUCCUCACGGCCUCCGUUUCGGCCGCCGGGGGCCUCAUCCUCAUGCUUUUGACUACGUUGGCAAACCAGCCAAUCGAGGUUGUCACGGAGUUCCGUCUCGAACCGAUCGUCGGCGAGUCAAAUGAAGUCGUCAGUGUGAUCAGCGGCGAGUUUCUAUUUCCGAGGGUCGACUUUGUCCCUGAGUUUCAUGACACCAAUUCCGAUGCGUUCAAACUUAUGGCACUGCAGAUCAAAGAAAAGCUGGACAGUUUGUUUUACACAAGCGAACUUUCCUCUUGCUUCAACGGCUCCACUGUUUACGCCUUUCGUCCAUCUCCCAACGGCGAGGGUUUAGAGGUCUUGUGUCACCUGCAACUGAUCAUCACCGAGCAGCCGAUGAGUGAAGCGGAGGAGCCGGCGAACAGGGCCGGACUGGCCUUUUUGCGUGGGCUGCGUCACCACGAGGGUCACAUGUGGCUCGGCAAGUGGAUCGUCGACGUGCAGUCAAUCGUCUUUUCCGGGUACGCGGCCAGGGGCGCCUUUCGGGAGCAUCACUCGACCGCCGAGGUCGGCUGGACCAGCUGGGGGCCUUGGAGCGUCUGUGGUGUGGGCGGCGUGCAGACCAGGUCCAGGAAGUGCGCCCUCAAAAAUGGCACAGGAGUGGUUUUGAAGAGUGCCGAGCAGUGUCUGCAACUCGGAGGUGGUGACCUGCAGAUCAAGGACUGCACGCACUCAAAAACAGAGGCGGUCGUGGCCGUCUGGCGUCCUCCUCGACCCGAUCGAACUGACAGUGAAGAGUCGUCGGUCCGCCUGUGCGACGAGUGUCGGCCAGACGAGGUAUGCGUGGCGCUGGUUGGAGAACCGGUGCCCUCCUGCCGUGCGUCCAAAGACCCCGCCGACCCCACGGGAUGCGGAGGCCUCUGCAAAAUCAACACCGAGUUCUGCAGACAGCUCGACAAAGACGCGUUCAGGUGCACUGAUGAUUCGCACUGCCUGGAGUCGGAGUGGCGCUGCGCCAACAAAUUGUGCAUUCCCCGCAGCGGCCGGUGCGACGGACAUAUGAACUGCUACGAUCAUUCCGACGAGUACAAUUGUGGUUGCAACGUGCUUACCCACUUUCACUGCGGCAACCGGACGUCGUGUCUGCCGAUGUCGCGGCGGUGCGACGGAGUGGUCGAUUGUUGGGACGCGUCGGACGAGACCAACUGCACGGCCGCGUGCGCCAGUCCGGCGCACUUCACGUGCUCGGACGGUCACUGCGUGCCUCACGGCCGCUUCUGCGACGGCUUCGCAGACUGUCCGGACCGCAGCGACGAACCGUUCGGCUGCAGCGGCGGCUGCGAAAGCGCCGAGUUCCGGUGCCGCAACGGGCGGUGCAUUCGCCGGCUUGCAGUUUGCGACAACUUUGACACCUGCGGCGACGCCUCGGACGAGGAGGCCGGAUGCACCGACCCCAGGAGCGACCCGGACAUGUUCGCCUGGGCCACCGCGGCCAAAGCGGACAGGGCCAAGAUGACAAGUUGUCCCCGAGGUCAAUUCCGUUGCGCGAGCGGUGAGUGCGUGUUGGAGACGCUGCGGUGCGACGGGACAGACGACUGCGGUGACAAAUCGGACGAGGCGAAUUGUCCGAACGCGACGACAACGACAGUCAGCACCACUCUGAACACUUGAUGACACACUAGACUACUAAGAGAUAAAUUUUAAUUUUAAUAAUUAUUGAACAAUUCUAUUUAUUUUAAUAAAAAAAGAAUGUACCAAGCCUGAUUUCUCUUAAGGACCAAAUAUAAAAAAAUAGAUUUUAAACUCGAAUUAAAUUGAAUUUUAUUUUGAUUUUAUUUUGCCUUAGGUUAUGUGGAGAGUUCAAUUCUAACCAGUUGGAUUUUACCAUUUUGUUUUUUAAAGGCCUUUGAAUUCAAUGUUAAUUUGGAAAACACUCGGAAAAAACGGGUGGUUCAUUUCUGAAACCUUGAGGUGACUUGAACUGUGAGGACAUUGACUGGGGCGUGCAACAAUUUAGACCUGAUGGAGCAUUUAAUUUUUAGCUCAUAAAAAAUAAAAUAC
This is a messenger RNA of Neocloeon triangulifer, 2670 nucleotides long. RefSeq lists its product as uncharacterized. Gene Ontology annotation, molecular function: protein binding. Lineage: Eukaryota; Metazoa; Arthropoda; Insecta; Ephemeroptera; Baetidae. The transcript has 10 exons. Bases 232 to 2280 code for a protein of 682 amino acids. Gene Ontology annotation, cellular component: plasma membrane. The record is from RefSeq and is a predicted model, not a curated record.